UGGUCUGUGGUCUGCGGUAAAUCCACAGGAGGAGAAGAAGAACGCAGUCAGGUUUCUUUGUGUUCUUUAGGUUUAGUGGAUAUUUCUGAUCGAUUUUCCACGUUCUCUGAUUAUUUCCCGUCCUUUUUCCCCAUCUAUAAUUGUUUAUAUAAACAGCAGCGGAAGUGAAAAUGAGUGAAGUGGAGCUGUCAUGUUUGGCUUAUGUGAAAAUGUUCCUGCACGCCAGCCUGUUUCCCCACUGCAGUGUGAACGGGCUGCUGUUAUCCUCCAGUUCAUCUGAGGGCCCUGUGUGUGUUACAGACUGUGUUCCUCUACUUCACUCCCAUUUAUCGCUGGCUCUCACGACACAGCUAGCGCUUACUCAGGUGGAUGUAUGGUGUGCACAGACACAGCAGAGGAUCGUGGGAUAUUAUCAGGCUAACGCAUCUCUAUCAGAUAGCAGCCCAUCACCAUGUGCUCUGAAAAUUGCAGAUAAGAUCGCGGAGCAGUACAGUAAUGCAGUUCUACUGAUGAUUGAUGGUAGGAAAAUGUCCCCAGACUACCGUGUUCCCCCAAUAGUGAUGUAUGAACAUAAAGACUCUCGCUGGACCCUUAAAGACAAACACACAAUAAUGCUUCAUCAGUGGGAGGAGACUCGUUUGAUUGCCAGCCAGCUGCUGAAUUCAUUGGAUCGCACGCUCCUGGUGGAUUUCGACAGCCAUUUGGAUGACAUAAGGAAAGACUGGACCAAUCAGAAGCUAAAUGCCAAGAUUAUGGAGCUGGCCUCUCCGGCUAAUGGCAGCAUGUGAAUUGUGUAGAGACAUUAUCACAUAGAUAGAAUAUGCUGAGUAAUUUAUUUAAUGUAGAGAAUAUCUGAUUUAAACACUUGGAACUAUUUUUUUGGAUAUCUGAUAUUUGUCUUAUAUGCACAUGUAUAACACUACUGUAUUUGAAUAUGAGUUAUAAUAAUAUGGAUGUUGAGAAGAUGAUUGUGUGCUGAAUGAUGAGGUACAUGCUUGUCUAAUAAAUUCAUACUAAAACAA
Molecule: messenger RNA, 1022 nt
Organism: Astyanax mexicanus (Mexican tetra)
Lineage: Eukaryota; Metazoa; Chordata; Actinopteri; Characiformes; Acestrorhamphidae
Gene: emc9
Product: ER membrane protein complex subunit 9
Exons: 6
Coding region: 171-788 (205 amino acids)
Cellular component (GO): EMC complex
Source: RefSeq, a predicted model, not a curated record